Magnolia sinica is the source of this 1158-nucleotide messenger RNA. RefSeq names its product disease resistance protein At4g27190-like. Lineage: Eukaryota; Viridiplantae; Streptophyta; Magnoliopsida; Magnoliales; Magnoliaceae. Bases 1 to 1158 code for a protein of 385 amino acids. The transcript has a single exon. Gene Ontology annotation, molecular function: ADP binding. The record is from RefSeq and is a predicted model, not a curated record.
AUGGGAGGAGUAGACAAGAGUACUCUAGUAAAAAACUUGAACAACAAGCUUGAAUGCUCUUCCUCAGCUCAAGCUUUCGAUGUUAUCAUAUGGGUAACAGUAUCAAAGGACUCAGACAUGAAGAGGGUUCAAUCGCAGGUCGCUAAAAGAUUGAACGUGAGGAUGAGAAGGGGAGAAACCAUACAGGAACUUGCUAUGCGGUUGUUCGCAGAAUUGAAGGGGAAGAAAUUCCUCUUGAUUCUCGAUGAUGUCUGGGAGAAAAUCGAUCUGGAUGAAUUGGGUAUACCACAUGGGGAAGGUCACAAAGGUUUUAAGAUCAUAUUGACCACUCAAUCUCUUGAUGUGUGUAGGGGGACGAAGACGGAUAAAGACAUCAGAGUGGAAGUUCUUAGCGACAAAGAAGCUUGGACGUUGUUUUGCCAAAAUGCAGGAGACAUGACUGAUUUGGACAGGGUAGAAGAUCUUGCAAGAGCUGUUGCUAGAGAAUGUAGCGGUCUGCCACUGGCGAUCAUCACCGUAGGGAGGACUAUGAGGGGGAAGACAAGGAUCGAGUUGUGGAAGCAUGCUUUGGAAGAACUGCGAAGCUCAGUCCCAGACAUCAGAGGGAUAGAAAAGGAGGUCUUUUCUCCAUUGAAGUGGAGUUACGACUCAUUACAAGAUAAGAACAUCAAACCAUGCUUCUUGUGUUGCUCUUUAUUCCCUGAAGACUACUCUAUCAAAGCAAGCAAACUUGUACAAUACUGGAUAGCAGAGGGAUUAAUCGAUGAGAGGCAGAAUUUCGAAUCAGCAUCAAAUAGGGGGAUUGCCUUGAUUGAAAAUCUCAAGGACUCAUGCCUCUUGGACAAUGGCGCACACGAGGGGACGGUGAAGAUGCAUGACGUUGUCCGCGAUGUUGCCAUCUGGAUAGCAUCCUCACUCGAAGAUGGAAGCAGGUUCUUUGUUCUAUCCGGUAUGGGAUUGAAUCAGCUGCCAGAGGAAGGCAUGUGGGAAUCAACGAAGAGAGCUUCAUUCAUCCAAAACAAGAUAAGAAGGUUGCCGGAUCGCAUGGUGGGAUGCUCUCAGCUAUCAACUUUGCAUUUACAAAGCAAUCCUCUCAAAGAAAUCCUAGAAGGAUUCUUUACAGGGUUGCAAGCACUUAAGAGUCUUGAAUUUAAGUGA